CAUCAAAAAUGACGUCACAACAGGAAGUACUCUCAGAAGUUGUGCCCGCCUGUUGCCAGUUGAAAAGUCCAUCUUUAUUCCCUUGUGUUCUGACCUGAACGAGAGAUAUUACGACAAAAUUAGUCAAAUGUAGCUUUUUAACCGCCUUUUAAUCGACCUCCUUAAAUUAAACCACCGUGUUGAAAAAGAUGGAGGAAAAUGGGGAGCCCCCUGAAGAGUAUGUUGCACUCUGCAACUUUACCGCAAACGGCAGCGAACAGCUUAGCGUCAACAGAGGCGACCGACUGAUCGUGCACGCCAAACCCUCCUCAGACUGGUGGUGGGCGGAGCUACAAGGGGUCAAGGGUUACGUCCCUGCGAGUCACCUCCACCAGGGUGAUGCUGCUGAAGAGGAAGAGGACCCAUGGCAGGAUGAAGAGUACUUUGGCAAUUACGGCACACUGAAGCUACACUUGGAGAUGUUGUCGGACAAGAGCCGCACAGAAGCCUGCAGGCAGGUCAUCGUCCACAACAGCGCUUCCUUGCAAAGUAAAGUGAUAAUGGACCUGGGCUGCGGUACGGGCAUCGUGAGCCUGUUCUGCGCCAAGCUCGCUCAACCUGCAGCGGUGUAUGCCGUGGAGGCCAGCGCCAUGGCCCAGUACACGAGGGAGCUGGUGAGGCGGAACACAUGUGAAGCGGUGGUCACGGUGCUGCAGGGGCGUGCAGAGGAGGUGCAGCUUCCUGAGCAGGUGGACGUCCUGGUGUCGGAGUGGAUGGGAAACUGUCUGCUGUUUGAGUACAUGGUGGAGUCGGUCCUGCUGGCAAGAGAACGCUGGCUGAGGGAAGGUGGCACCAUGUGGCCCUCCUCUGCAACCCUCACCCUGGUGCCAUGUCAGGCCCACAGCUACUACGCAGAGAAAAUGGCCUUCUGGGAGAACACCUACGGCCUGGACUUCACCCCUCUUCAGCCUCUCGCACGGCAGGAGUUCUUUGCCAAACCCAAGUUCAGCCACGUGACGGCGCGGGACGACUGCCUGGCCUCUCCCCACGAUGUCCUGGACUUGGACAUGUACACGCUGCAGGUGUCCGACCUGGAGGAAAUGGAGGGCCAGUUUCAGUUUUGCCUGGAGAAGUCGGGCCAGUUCCACGGCUUCACUGCCUGGUUCAGCGUCCGCUUCGAGAGCCUGGAGGAAGGCGGCGCAGCGGUAGAGCUCGACACCGGACCUAAUGCUGAACCAACCCACUGGAAGCAGACUCUGUUCAUGCUUGACACGCCUAUAGUUGUUCACGUUGGCGACCGCGUGCAAGGAAGCCUCAUUCUGCGCAGGAACCCCGUGUGGAGGCGUCACAUGACCGUCACCUUGAACUGGGACGUCAGCGGCAGCGUGCACGAGGCCGGGAGUAAGACCUUCCCCAUGUGGAGGUGACACCCUCUCACCAUCUGCUCCAAGACUUCAACUUUGGACUUUGUUGAAUUAAGUAAGUGUACAGCAAUAUUUAAAAACUGCCAUCAAAGUGGAAAAAGAAGUUAAGCACUGUGCAGUUUUCUCAAAUCACUUUCUACUUGAAAUAAAUGCACACAGACAAAGAUUCAACCAAAACGGCCGCACUUACGGACUCAAUUCAGCCCACUCGGAUAACUAAAGCAUGGGGUUUGGAAUAUGUGGAGUUUGCAGGUUCUCUUUGGUCUUGUGUAGCUUUACUUGGGGUGGCAUAGCUCGGUUGGUAGAGCGGCCGUGCCAGCAACUUGAGGGUUGCAGGUUCAAUUCCCACUUCCGCCAUCGUAGUCACUGCCGUUGUGUCCUUGGGCAAGACACUUUACCCACCUGCUCCCAGUGCCACCCACACUGGUUUAAAUGUAACUUAGAUAUUGGGUUUCACUAUUUAGAGUCACUAGAGAAAAGCGCUAUAUAAAUAUAAUUCACUUCACUUCAUUACUUUUGUUUCCUGGGGCGGUAUAGCUCGGUUGGUAGAGCGGCCGCGCCAGCAACUUGAGGGUUCCAGGUUCGAUUCCCACUUCCCCCAUCUUAGUCACUGCCGUUGUGUCCUUGGGCAAGACACUUUACCCACCUGCUCCCAGUGCCACCCACACUGCUUUAAAUGUAACUUAGAUAUUGGGUUUCACUAUUUAGAGUCACUAGAGAAAAGCGCUAUAUAAAUAUAAUUCACUUCACUUCACUACUUUUGUUUCCUGGGGCAGUAUAGCUCGGUUGGUAGAGCGGCCGUGCCAGCAACUUGAGGGUUGCAGGUUCGAUUCCCACUUCCGCCAUCCUAGUCACUGUCGUUGUGUCCUUGGGCAAGACACUUUACCCACCUGCUCCCAGUGCCACCCACACUGCUUUAAAUGUAACUUAGAUAUUGGGUUUCACUAUUUAGAGUCACUAGAGAAAAGCGCUAUAUAAAUAUAAUUCACUUCACUUCACUACUUUUGUUUCCUGGGGCGGUAUAGCUCGGUUGGUAGAGUGGCCGUGCCAGCAACUUGAGGGUUGCAGGUUCGAUUCCCGCUUCCGCCAUCCUAGUCACUGCCGUUGUGUCCUUGGGCAAGGCACUUUACCCACCUGCUCCCAGUGCCACCCACACUGGUUUAAAUGUAACUUAGAUAUUGGGUUUCACUAUGUAAAGCGCUUUGAGUCACUAGAGAAAAGCGCUAUAUAAAUAUAAUUCACUUCACUUUCCUUCUACAUUCCAUACAUUCAAGUGGGAGUAAAACAAGUCACAUUUGACGCAAAACAGGAACAGUGAAAAUGCCGAUAAAGUGUACAGUAUAUAAAUCAAGUAACAAAAUAAAACAAAGUUUUUCACUAGACGUCCGAUAAUCGCUUUUUUUUGCCAAUAUCCGAUAUUGUCCAACUCUUAAUUACCGAUACCGAUAUAUACAGUCGUGAAAUGAACACAUAAUUAUGCCUAAUUAUUGUUGUGAUGUCCCACUGGAUGCAUUAAACAAUGCAACAAGGUUUUCUAAAUUAAAUCAACUCAAGUUAUGGGGAAAAAAAAUGCUAAGUGCACUAUUUUUUUUAACAUGCCUUAAAAGAGCAGCUUGGAAUUUGGGACAUGGUCUCCCUCAGAGAGCAUGAGGAGGUUGAGUUCGGGGGGUGGGGGAUUAGCAGGGGUUGUAUAUUGUAGCGUCUCGGAAGAGUUAGUGCUGCAAGGGAUUCUGGGUAUUUGUUCGGUUGUGUUUAUGUUGUGUUACGGUGCGGAUGUUCUGCCGAAAUGUGUUUGUAUAUAUGAUGACAGGGGAUAAAAAACAAUAUGAGUGUAAUUAGGGCUGGGCGUAAUAUCGAUAUACAUGAUACAUCGCAGAUUUGUCUUUGUGCGAUAUAGAAAAUGACUAUAUCGUGAUAUUCCAGUAUAUGUUCUCACGUAGUUGCUGGCAUUACACUACAGGCUCUUCUGGCUUUUUCCCUUCCCUCCUUCUCUCAGACAACAAGCGCACCUUUUUACAUACGUCACAUACGUAUACGCCCUCGCGAAGUAUAGAGGUAGCAGCAUGGGUAACAGGGGGGUUGUAUAUUUUAGCGUCCCGGAAGAGUUAGUGCUGCAAAGGGUUCUGGGUAUUUGUUCUGUUGUGUUACGGUGCGGAUGUUCUGCCGAAAUGUGUAUGUAUAUAUGAGCCAUUUUAGGGUGGGGGGGGCGUACUAGGAUGACAGGGGAUGAAAAACAAUAUGAGUGUAAUUAGGGCUGGGCGAUAUACAUGAUACAUCGCAGGUUUGUCUUUGUGCGAUGUAGAAAAUUACUAUAUCGUAAUAUUCCAGUAUAUGUUCUCACGUAGUUGCUGGCAUUACACUACAGGUUCUUCUCGCUUUUUCCCUUCCCUCCUUCUCACAGACAACAAACGCACCUUUUUACAUACGUAUAGAGGUAGCAGCAUGGGUAACACGGGGGUUGUAUAUUUUAGCGUCCCGGAAGAGUUAGUGCUGCAAAGGUUUCUGGGUAUUUGUUCUGUUGUGUUACGGUGCGGAUGUUUUCCCGAAAUGUGUUUGUCAUUCUUGUUUGGUGUGGGUUCACAUAUUUGUAACUGUGUUAAAGUUGUUUAUACGGCCACCCUCAGUGUGACCUGUAUGGCUGUUGACCAAGUGUGCCUUAAAGCCGUAGAUAUUAUGAGACUGGGUUGGCACGCAAAGGCGGUGCCUUUAAGGUUUAUUGGCGCUCUGUACUUCUCCCUACGCCCGUGUACACAACAUCGUUUUAAAAAGUCAUACAUUUUACUUUUUGAAACCAAUCCCGAUAAUUUCCUAAAUUACAUUUUCAAGCAUUUGUCGGCCGAUAAUGUCGACAGUCCGAUAUUAUCGGACAUCUCGACUACUCACCCUUUGAGACGGACGUGUAGCAGAAGUACUGGCCUUUAAAAGAUUGAAAAAGGAGGCAAUACACAGAAUUCAGUUGCAUUUAAGUUUAUUUUGUUUCAGAACAGUCUUUCAUUAGGUACAUCUGGACAAUAUUUACACAAUACUGGUGAGUACUGGACACAAAUCAACCUUCACAAAGAUGUAUUUAUCUUCCACAAUAAUAGUUAUUGUAUAUUCUGCAGUGUAUAUACUUUGGGCAAAAUUAAACACGACUUGCUUUGUUUCCUCAUAUAUUGAGCUUACUGUUAUUAUAAAAGUCAUUUUUAUUUUUUGAAACUUCAAUGUCUUUUAGCUGGAAGUGACAGAAAAAACGCAUACAAGACCUUCUUAAAACAAUCAGCUCUCAAAGACUCACUCAGCUGUGCAAAAUAAACAAACAGCAGGCUAAAAUCAUGUUUGGAUUCAAUAAUACAAUAUUUUAUUCAUUUACUAUGUCAAAUUCGGAACAGAAAGAUUGACUUGUAAGUAGUGACAACAAUAUGGACAUAUUGUACAAUCUUUACAACAGUUAAGCUGAUAUUUUGGACCUUAUUUUUUACAGAAGAUAAAAGAUGCGAGCAAAUCAAUGUUGCUGCCAAUCAAUGACAUCCCAUGGCCUAGUAAUAAUAAAAAAAUAUUCCUUAAAGAUAUUUCAUGGAAAUUAUGUUUAAUUAAUAGGAAAACUGGCAUACAACGCUGACUUUUAAAAGAGCAAAAACUAAAUAUAAAUGUAUAUUUCAGGCUUGAAAAUGGAGAAAAAUACUCAUGUUUUAAAGCAGUUUUUUGUAAGCAAACCUUAUUAAUGUGAAAUGUGCGACCGAGGGACCUCUCAGGAUGACAUAAAAGACAAACAAUACUUUCAUGUUUGAAAUGUUUUUGACAAGCAAUAUGGUUCCACAGCUAGCAUGGGUGGCUUCCUGGAGAAUAGUUCUGACAAGUUUGAAACAAGCGCUAAUAACACCUUAAGUAUAUAAUGUGCUGUACCGUACAUAUUCUAUACAGAGUCUAGUACAGUAUGCAGUAGUGUUUCCCUUUACAGUAACAGAUUGUGGCGCACCGCCAAGGCAAAUCUUUUUUUUUAAUGUGAAACAAAGUACUGUAAUUUAUUGUAGCCUCCAGAAGAAGUCAAAAGUUAGACGCUAUUUUUAACUAUUAUUGCCAAUCUUAUAUUAACAACCAGCCCAAUAUACACACUUUCAUCUCUAUGCUUCUCUUAUUCUCUGCCAAUCCCCUUACAGCAGACCUGGGCAAAUUAAGGCCCGGGGGCCACAUGCGGCCCGUUAAGCUUUUCAAUCUGGCCCGCCAGACAUUCCCAAAUAUUUUUUUUUAGAUCUUUAAGAUGCAAACUGUAGCUGCCAUUAUGAUGUGCACUCAUGUUUUCUAAUGACCGUGAGUCUUCAACUGUACUAAGUAUUUCAAUGGUUGGAAUCUGCACUUUUGCAUGAUAUACUAGUUACUAUGGUAAUCUAAUUAGUUACUAUGGUCAUCUAAUUAGUUACUAUGGUCAUCUAAUUAGUUACUAUGGUCAUCUAAUUAGUUACUAUGAUCUAAUUAGUUACUAUGGUCAUCUAAUUAGUUACUAUGAUCAUCUAAUUAGUUACUAUGGUAAUCUAAUUAGUUACUAUGAUCAUCUAAUUAGUUACUAUGGUAAUCUAAUUAGUUACUAUGGUCAUCUAAUUAGUUACUAUGGUCAUCUAAUUAGUUACUAUGAUCAUCUAAUUAGUUACUAUGGUCAUCUAAUUAGUUACUAUGGUCAUCUAAUUAGUUACUAUGAUCAUCUAAUUAGUUACUAUGGUCAUCUAAUUAGUUACUAUGAUCUAAUUAGUUACUAUGGUCAUCUAAUUAGUUACUAUGAUCAUCUAAUUAGUUACUAUGGUCAUCUAAUUAGUUACUAUGAUCAUCUAAUUAGUUACUAUGGUCAUCUAAUUAGUUACUAUGGUAAUCUAAUUAGUUACUAUGGUCAUCU
Nerophis ophidion (straightnose pipefish) is the source of this 6270-nucleotide messenger RNA. Its product is annotated as protein arginine N-methyltransferase 2-like. Gene Ontology annotation, biological process: peptidyl-arginine methylation. The record is from RefSeq and is a predicted model, not a curated record. Bases 189 to 1406 code for a protein of 405 amino acids. Gene Ontology annotation, cellular component: nucleus. Gene Ontology annotation, molecular function: protein-arginine N-methyltransferase activity; protein binding. The transcript has 9 exons. Lineage: Eukaryota; Metazoa; Chordata; Actinopteri; Syngnathiformes; Syngnathidae.